This is a messenger RNA of Penicillium paradoxum, 3249 nucleotides long. RefSeq names its product Oxo-4-hydroxy-4-carboxy-5-ureidoimidazoline decarboxylase. Gene Ontology annotation, molecular function: protein binding. The transcript has 7 exons. Lineage: Eukaryota; Fungi; Ascomycota; Eurotiomycetes; Eurotiales; Aspergillaceae. Bases 1 to 3249 code for a protein of 1082 amino acids. The record is from RefSeq and is a predicted model, not a curated record.
AUGGCCGACCUCCCACCGCUAUCGACGAUCCCUUCCCUUCCCCGCGAGACCCAGUUGCGGGUGCUCGAUACCCUCUUUGAACCCUCCCCAGAGCUCCACCGACUGAUGAUCCCUGUACUGGCCAACCAGACAUUCUCCUCUUAUACAGCUCUGAUCGAUGCGGUAGGAGGUCGCAUGUCCGCGCUCUCAGCCCCGGAUUCCCCAACCGACCGAGAUGUGCUCUUUGGUAUCUUGGGAUCGCAUCCGCGACUGGGCCGGGCCCCGACCAACCCAGAGCAUUUGAGCGAAUUGAGCAAGAAAGAACAGGCCCAAUUGAACGAAGGCGCAGAAGAACAAGCAGAGAAAUUACGAGCAUUGAAUGCGGAAUACGAGGAGAAGUUUCCAGGAUUGCGAUUUGUCACAUUUGUCAACGGCCGCAGUCGCGACGUGAUCAUGGUCGAAAUGCGCCAACGCAUUGACCGCGCUAAUGCGGAGAAGGAGAUCGAAGAGACGAUUCAGGGAAGCGACAAUCUUCAUCUCCGAGUCGCGACGACCCCCGCGAUAGCCGAACCCCCUCUCAGAGCCUCGACAUUCCCUAACUCGGCCUUAUCGGAUGUCGCAUCGGGCUCAGCCCAUAGUCUCCACGAUGCCCGGAAUACCAGACGCUCACCAAUCAUUGGUGGCCCUGUACGAGCUUCAACGACGAAUACUUUCUACGAAACCAGGACCGAGUCCAGUGCUAUAGAUCCAUUGUCGCAGCACAUUAUCCAACGCACGAAUACCCAAAAAUCCAUUCCCCUGAAAUUACUGGGGAAGGCCUCAUAUGAGGCUGAGGCCGUGGGCUCCGAUUACAGUCAGCCAGAGCAAGGCUCAGCACCGGGGGAUUCAUCGCCUAUCUCCAAACCUUCAAAGGAGAAGAAAAAAGGCGUCUCCUUCCUCAGCCGAAUCAUUGGAACUAAGAAAAAAGAUCAAGUGUCGGAUGCAGAAGAUGAGAUUUCAGAGCCCGAAGCUGGCCGCAUGUCCAUCGACACUUCAAAUCCGAUUGGAUUCAUACCUCGGCAUCCUGCUCCGUCUAAAUAUUUGAAAGUACGAGCGCAUUACAAAAAGGAUAAGACAUUCGACCGCGUGUUCCUAGCUCAGGAAUUGGAGGGCAGCAGCCCAUCACCUCAACCCGCAGAUAGACGGAUAUCCGGGGCGUCCGCCUUGACGCAGAAUGGUGAAAACACCGGAAAGGCUGUCUGGGCACUUCUGUUCUCUAAAGAUGGUAAGUACCUCGCGGCGGCAGGCCAAGACCGAAAGGUUCGCGUUUGGGCCGUCAUCUCAACACCCGAGGAGCGCGAGGAUGCCGAUCGCGACGAAGAGGCGACACCCGUCGACGCACAGGAACAUAUCCGGCUGAGCGCGCCUGUGUUCCAACCCGAACCUAUUCAGGUGUAUGAGGGACAUACGGGAAGUAUAUUGGACCUGAGCUGGAGCAAAAACAACUUCCUUCUCUCCUCGUCAAUGGACAAAACAGUGCGAUUAUGGCAUAUCUCUCGACCAGAAUGUCUAUGCUGUUUCCAGCACAGUGAUUUCGUUACCUCGAUUCAAUUUCAUCCUCGUGACGACCGGUUUUUCCUUGCUGGAUCUCUCGAUACGAAACUGCGACUCUGGAGUAUCCCGGACAAGAGUGUGGCUUUUGUGACUGCUGUACCUGAUAUGAUUACUGCGGUGGCAUUUACCCCGGAUGGCAAAUACUCCAUUGCCGGAUGUCUGAAUGGUAUGCUUAACAUCUAUGACACCGAGGGCCUGAGAGUAUCGGCCCAGAUCCAUGUACGAUCAGCCCGCGGGCGUAACUCGAAGGGUAGCAAAAUCACUGGCAUCGAUACGAUGGUGGUUCCCAAAAACGAUUCCCCGGGUGACACAGAGGGCGAUAUCAAAUUACUGGUUACCAGCAACGACUCCCGCAUCAGGCUGUACAACUUCCAGGAUCGAACUUUGCAGGCCAAGUUCCGAGGGAAUGAGAACACCUGCAGUCAAAUCAGAGCGACAUUUACUGAUGACGGCAAGCACAUUAUCUGUGGAAGUGAGGAUCGCAGAGCAUACGUGUGGCCAAUCGCGUCUGUAGAACGAGAUUCCGAAAGGCGCGCUGUGGAGGUGUUUGAGACACAAUCUGCUAUAGUAACAGCUGCAAUCACGGCACCGGUUCAGACUAAGCAGGUCCUGGCACUAUCAGAAGACCCCAUAUACGACAUUUGCAAUCCUCCCCCGGUGGCUCUAGUUGGCCCAGACGCAGCGAAUUCCUCAAGCCGACCAGGUUCAGGCAGAGGAAUUGGGGAAACCCACAAACGCUCUUUCUCAACCCCUCGAUUUUCCAUAAUCAGCAAAAUGGCCCACGAAUCCCCCUCAUAUCUUGCACGGUCCAAGCAUCCAGGCGGAGAUAUCAUCGUGAUCGCCGACUAUUCUGGCAAGAUCAAAAUUCUCCGGCAAGACUGCGCAUAUCAAAAACGACGCUUUGAAAACUGGCACGUCAACUCUACAAUUUCUCGGCGCAUUCUAGGACGCUCGGACUCCGCACGCCGCAGCACUGGCUCCUCAAUCGGAAAGGAAUCCUCGCACAAGACCCCAUCCGAGCGCAUCAUCUCCUGGCGCAAUUCUGUCGUCCGCCACGGCCGCUCCAGUACGGAAGGCUCCCGCCCCGGUCUCCGAACCCGCAGCCCAUCUCCACAGCAUCGUCAAGCGACCUUCAAAUUAACCUCAUCCCGGCCGUCCAGUCUUGGUCCAAACGAAUCAUUAUCCGGCUUCACUACAUCUCCACCCGCAUCCCCGCACCGAGCCCGCCUCCACAGCACACGGAACAGCGAAGAGAUGAGCCGAACAAAUGGAAACAACAAUACCAUCGAUUCCAAACUUGCAUCAAACGCUAAAAGCGCGACCGAAAAACUCGCCACAUGUUCUGCAGAUCUCCUAGCCAGCGGCAACACACAGGACAACCCACUCUGGCUCCAGGGUGACCAUAGCUAUGUGUACUGGAACAAGAUCACGCACGACGCACUGGCCAUGCGGUCCCGCCACUCGGGCGACCUGCUGAGACCAGAUAGCAAUACGCAAGAUCGCAGAGUGAGUAUGGCUGGCAGUAUCCUUAGCAGCGACUGUACAUCCUCGAUGGGGGAUGCUGAGGAUGACCUGCGGAAGUGUGAUAAAUGUCGGGGAACGAGUUUCCGCAGCGUCAAGGGGAGGGAUGGAAAGCAGAAACUCAUCUGUUCGGAGUGUCUCCGGCCGGUUUCUUGA